Messenger RNA from Pseudonaja textilis, 3739 nucleotides. RefSeq names its product niban apoptosis regulator 1 (gene NIBAN1). Lineage: Eukaryota; Metazoa; Chordata; Lepidosauria; Squamata; Elapidae. The record is from RefSeq and is a predicted model, not a curated record.
AGAGUCCUGAAUUUAGUUCAGCAAUUUGCGUGAAAAGGCAGAGGAAGAGGGAGUUGGACUUAGGAAUCCAGAAGAAAGCUUAGUUUCUGCUCUUCGUCCGCUCCGAGCGAGGAUCUGUCUCGCGGAACCGAGGCGCUUUCGGCGGCCCUGACCCUCUGCCAGGAGGAGCGGGGAAGGAGGUGCUUGAUCGGGCGGUGCCUGGGGCUGGAGGAAGUUUUGCACUUGGGCUGCCGAGUGGGGAGACCGAGAGGAGCGCCUCAGGGUGAGGGCGAGAACGGAGCGCGGAAAGGUUGGAUUCGAACCCAUCCUGCGUCCAGGUCCCUUCACCCAGCCGCGCGGCAGUUCCUUUCCCUUCAGCUGCCCCCAGCGCCGGCAGGAUGGGCGGAUCGAGCUCCAGUUUGCUGGACGAGAGCAAGUGCACUUACAUCCGAGGAAAGACUGAAGCAGUGAUCAAAAACUUCAGCCCACACUAUAAGCGCCAAUAUGCUGUAUCCUUUUGCAAGCACAUCCAGAAUGAACUGGAACAAAAUAGAGAUCUGCAGUCUCAAUUCUUAAAAAUAAAGCCACCUGGAUCAUCCAGCAUGGUCCUUUAUGAAGGAGAAGUGUCACAUUUUGCUGAAGACCUGAAGAAAUGGAAAGAGAGAUACAUAGUAAUUAAAAAUAAUUACGCUGUGGAAAGCUUUGAAAGCAAAGAGGCAUUCCAGAAAGGAGUAAGUUCAAAAACUUGUGUUCUCCCUGUUGGAGGCAAAGUGCUAAUUACAGGGGAAGAAUAUAACUUGCUAUCUGAUAAGCAUUUUCCAGAACCUAAUGGUUCCAGUGAAAAGGAGAAUACCCAGGCCUUUGUUGUCCCUCCAAAGGAAUUUCCAGUCUACCUAUGGCAGCCUUUCCUUAGACAUAGUUAUUACUGUUUUCCGGAUUCAGAAGCCCAGAAGCAAUUCAGCACCAUGUUGAACGAUUGCAUCAGACACUUAAACCAUGAUCCUUUCAAGCAGCCUUCCUUUGAAAGUCAAGCAUUUUUAGAAGCUGUCCAGUUUUUCCGUCAGGAGAAAGGCCAUUAUGGGCUGUCGGAAAUGAUUAUAGGAAAUGAAAAUCAGAUUCUUAGCAACCUUGUGAUGGAGGAGCUCCUACCUAGCCUUCAGAGCAUGGUGCUCCCUAAAAUGAAAGGAAAAAGAAACGACCGAAAGCGGGCAUGGUUUUGUAUUCUAGAAGAAACAUACCAUUUGGUCCAUGAUCAGGUAUCAGAUGGUUUACGUGCUCUAAAAGAAGAAUGCAAAAAGGUCACUCUAGGACUAGAGGGAACUAUUCGUUCAAAUAUAGACCAGAUUGUCACUUCGAAAGACUUUCUGGCUACAAAAAUAAAAGGGAGCAUAGCUGAACCUAUCCAGAUCUGUUGCAGUGAAAGUAUUCAGCCCUUUUUAGCUUCUGUACUAGAGGAACUCAUGGGGCCAGUGAGCUCUGGAUUCACCGAAGUCUGUCUGGUGUUUGAAAAGGAAGUCAACGCAAUCAGCCAAACCUUUCAAGCAACAAAUGAUGUUGCAACACUAAAUGAGAAUGUGAAUCACCUGAUGAACCUGCCAAACAACUCUGUCAAAAUGGAGCCUUGCUAUCUAAAAGUCAAUUUUCUUCAAGAGCAACACCAGGACCUCAAGACUCGCUUCAAAUUCCACAACAUUGACUUGGUUAUCCAGAGGACACAUAAUGUAAUGCAGGAGAUUCUGGAAAAUGCAGUAUACACAUUUGAGCAACUACUGGGUUUAAAUCACUCCAAAGACAUAACUAAAAUGGCAACAGCCAUUGAAAAAGUCAAACUUCGUGUUCUUAAGCAAUAUGAUUAUGACAGUAGUACUAUCCGGAAGAAAAUAUUUCAGGAUAUCUUGGUCCAGAUCACUCUGCCCACACUGCAGCGGACAUUGGCUUCAACAUAUAAACCGAUGCUUCAGGAGUAUGAGCAGUACAUCUUUGCUGAAUAUAACAGUGUGAUACAAGUUGAAAAUGUCUAUGAAGAGAUUCUGUUUCAGACACUGCUUGAUGAAUCCCUAAAAGUGAUAAAAGAAGCAGUCCAUCUGAAGAAACAUAACCUUUAUGAGGAAAUAAACCUGCCUUCUGAAAGCGUCUCCAGUUUGAGUGAUCUAAAAACUCCUGUAGAAUCAGCACAGGCUAGCCCAGCUAGAGUGCCAGCCCCCAAUUUAAUGGACGAAUCAGAUGCUGGCCUUGGAAGUAAUGAAGUUUUCUUAACAGAAAAACUCCAUCAAGAAGAAGAAGGUGAUGAAGCUAGGGAGACAAAAGAAGAGGGGAUAAUAAUUUCAGAUUUUGGUGGCAGUGAAUCUUGUCCAAAAAUAGUUACUGUUGUAGAGGGAGCCCUUCCAAUCACAAAUGUCAGUGAAAUCACAAUAGAACAAAAUAAAGAAACAGCAGAAGAAGAGCAUCCCGUUCAUGAUGAUGUGAAUGAAAUUAGAAAUUUGUUGACCUUGUCUAUUGAAUUGAAAGAAUAUGAACAGUCUGUGAACAAAGAACAUGAUUUACAGGAGUGUGGAAUGUCAAACUCAAAGGAAGAAGCAGAAGAAAAGAGCAAAGAGGAUUAUCAAGCAGGUGAUUCUCCCAUUGUGAAAGCAGAUGAUACAAAUAUUGUAAGUAGCUCUGGGGAAAUAAGCAGCAUAAUUCAUCAGGAUGCUUCUGAGAAGUCUGAAGAACAGAGUCCCAGUGAUAUCUCAAGGGAAGAGCUGAACACAGAGUCAAACAUUGCGCAUCCAGAUGAAAAGAAUGAUAGUACCUACGACCAGUCUCAGACAGAGCCAUCUACUGAAAGCGGACAAUCUGACCAGAGUAAAAUGGGCCCUUCAUCUCAUAAUGUUGUGUCUGAAGAACAAAAGUCACAAAGAGAGCCUGCUGAAGGUGAACAACCUAACCAGAUAAGAGAAGGAUUUUCCUCUAACCAUUCUUUUCCAAAGGAAGAUCAUUCCCAAAUGGGACAAUGUAUUAAAGCAGAUUCUCAGGAAGCAGAAUUGUCACUUCUGCAAUCUGCCCUGAGGGAAACAGAGAUAUCACCCUUCUUGAGCUGUUCUGUUGAAACUCAAGAAAGCAUGUUGCAUACAGAAUCUUUAAACAUUGAGUCACCCCCUCUGCUGGUUUCCUUAGAAGUAAAAGAAACUGAGGCUAGCGAUGUGGUAAGCAUGGACUCAGAAAAUGUCACUUUUGAUCAAGGGGGUGAUUCUGAACAAGCAGGUGAGUCCUUGCUGAAGACGGAUGAUGCAGAUAUAAUUAAGUGAUGAAAGUUGAAAAAAUACUGAGGGCGACUGUUCUGAUUCACCACUAGCAAAAUAGAACUUUGAAAAUUUAAAGCCUGAGCCCGAGUUAUGAUUACUUUCCCUAAACAAGAGGAAAUGGAGAGAUUUAUUCAAAUUCAUAACCUACUUGAGAGCCAUCUUUUAAUUUGAACCUGUGGUUUUCUGAAAAUUUGCAUUGUUUGAAUAAUACUCUUCUGCCAUUUGCUACUUCUUGUCACUUAUCCAGAAGUAAACAAUGAAAGAAUCAUCACUCAAGUGGUAAAGAAUGUUGCAAACUGUAAGUUAUAACAUAACAGGAUGUUUAGCCUUUCCUAUUUUUUGAAAAAUUCAUUGGGAAUAUUGAUUGUCCUGUAACAAUGAACAAUCUAUUUGUGGAUGAGAUGUCAGUGACUCUCAGUAGAAUUAGAAGGAAGUAUUGCAAGGGGGAAAAAUAUUGCACAAUAUAUAAUAAUAAU